GAAGAUGAGUUACGGAUCAGACCACUACAUGUCUUCAUCCUACAGAAAAUUGUUCGGGGACAACCCUCGUUUUGCCGGCUCUAGAAUGAGCAAUGUCUCUCCCCGGAGCUCCAUGUCCUCCAGCGGCUUCAGGUCUCAGUCUGUCUCCCGCAGCAGCGCCUCUCCUGCGGGCUACUAUAAAAGAUCGGGCCGGUCAUCUUCAUUCUCGCCGGUCCAUUUCGACAGCGUGGAUUUCUCUCAAACCUCUGUUUUGAACAACGAGUUUAAAAUCGUUCGAACCAAUGAAAAGGAACAGCUGCAAGGACUCAAUGACCGGUUCGCGAUGUUUAUCGAGAAAGUGCGCAAUCUGGAGCAGCACAAUAAAGUGCUGGAGACCGAACUGGUGAGUCUGCGCCAGAGGCAGAACGAGCCGUCCAGACUUGCUGAACUCUAUCAGCAGGAGAUCCGGGACCUGCGAGCUCAGGUAGACGAGCUGAACAACGAGAAAUCGCACAUUCUCAUUGAACGCGACAGCAUCGAGGAAGACUUGCAGAAACUUCGAGGCAAGUUUGAGGAAGAGAUCCGAGCGCGCGAGGAGGCAGAGCAGACGCUCAGAUCCUACAAGAAAGAUGUGGAUGAUGCCACCAUGGUCCGCGUGGACCUGGAGAGAAAGGUCGAAUCACUUUUAGAUGAGAUAAAUUUUCUGAGGAAGGUGCAUGACGAAGAGGUGACCGAGUUGACUAAUAUGAUCCAGGCGGCACAGAUAUCUGUGGAAGUGGAGUUGUCCAAGCCUGAUCUGACCUCGGCCCUCAAGGACAUUCGCGGCCAGUAUGAGACCCUCGCGUCUAAAAACCUGCAGUCUGCCGAGGAAUGGUACAAAUCAAAGUUUGCUAGUCUCAAUGAACAGGCCACCAGGACCAACGAGGCCAUGAGGGCCACUAGGGAGGAGGUCAACGACUACCGGCGACAGCUACAGUCCAAAACCAUCGAGAUUGAAACCCUGCGAGGCACAAACGAGUCACUUGAACGGCAGAUCCGCGAGAUGGAAGAAGCACACAAUGCAGAGGUCGCAGGUUAUCAGGAAACAAUUGGGCAGUUGGACCUUGAACUUCGAAAUACUAAGAGUGAAAUGGCCCGUCACCUCAGAGAAUAUCAAGAUCUCUUGAACGUCAAGAUGGCAUUAGACAUUGAAAUUGCAGCAUACAGGAAGCUACUGGAAGGUGAAGAAACCCAUUUUAGUUCUGGAGUGACUUUCUCCAGCACACCCAGCAUCACUUAUGGCUAUCAGAGCCGCUCUGCUUUCACCUCAACCCGCAAUCCUAAAAAAGAGAGAGAGGAAGAGGGACAUCCCAAAUCCAAGACAGCAGCCAAGCGGGAGGAAAACACAGAUGAGAACGUUGGGAUUAAGAAGACAGAAAAAAAUGAUGCUGUUGAUGUUAAUUCUAACUAAAACGUUAGGGUUUACAAAUCUAGCGAUUUUUCCCAGCAGUCUUUUGAGUGUUUGGCAGAGUAAUCACUGUUUGUAGCUGAAAACUGCCGUUUGAUGUUUAUGGUAAUGGGUAAAAUCAAACGUUUAAGAUAUUGUUAUGGUGAUAACAACUUAGACCUCAAAUAUUGCCUGUGUUUCUUAAAUGUAGUUUCAGAGAGUUUUUAGCCUCGUUGAUGAUGUUAGGAUUAUAAAUGUGAGCCUCAGUAUGGUGGAAUGAUUAAGAUAUAACCAGCAUUAAAUCUGAUUAUGGAUAAAUUCACAAUAUUAUUGAAUGUUUGUUGGUAAGCACCAUGGCAUAUUACAAAUAAGGGACCAAACCACUGAUUUAACUGUAACACAUAUAUGCCUUAAAUACAAUAAAGUCAGUCAUUAAAAU
This is a messenger RNA of Danio rerio (zebrafish), 1844 nucleotides long. RefSeq names its product internexin neuronal intermediate filament protein, alpha a (gene inaa). Lineage: Eukaryota; Metazoa; Chordata; Actinopteri; Cypriniformes; Danionidae. The record is from RefSeq and is marked provisional. Gene Ontology annotation, biological process: camera-type eye development; postsynaptic intermediate filament cytoskeleton organization. Gene Ontology annotation, molecular function: structural molecule activity. Gene Ontology annotation, cellular component: intermediate filament.